UUCUGUUGCAAAACAAAAACACACCCAAACCCCUCCGGCGCCCCCGCCGCAGCGCAGAAGCAGGUUAACCCACCAAAAUCUCCGCAGCAGCUUAACCCCCUGGAAACCUCUAAUACUAAGCUGUGCGACAUAACAGCAAGUGCGCGUGUCGUCGAAACAUGCAAAAUAAUAAAUUAGCUUACAUACGUACUUGCUAUUUUUUUUCGAUUUGCAUUUUCACUGCGGCACUUGUCUUCCAUCUCGCUCUUGCCGCCGUGGGUGCCCCGCCUAGCUGUGUGUGAGCGAGUGAGAUGGAUGAGUCAUUGAACGGCAAACACAAAAGCAACAGCAACACCGCGAGAAGGAAUGAGAGAGGGCUACAGGCCAUAUGUCGACUAUGGGAUAUACGCUUUUCGGAUGGAUUUUAUCACAUUGCCGUUGUAAUAUUUAUCCGAUUGAAAUUUUUUUUGUUAUACAGAUAGAUAAUAGCCACAUGGGAACCAUGACAAAAGACUACGACUAUCUGUUGAAAGUUCUUCUGGUGGGUGACAGCGAUGUGGGGAAGCACGAGAUACUCUCGAACCUGGAGGAUCCUUUCCCCGAAAGUCCCUUCUGCAGCGGAAAUGAUUGCACCUCUCACAUCCUCCAAACAGUAGCAUACAAGACAACCACAAUACUAUUGGAGGGUAAGCGGGUGAAGCUCCAGCUUUGGGACACCUCCGGCCAGGGCCGAUUCUGUACAAUCAUUCGGUCGUAUUCGCGCGGCGCUCAAGGUAUUAUACUAGUAUACGAUAUAACCAACAAAUGGAGCUUCGAUGGCAUCGAUCGUUGGCUCAAAGAGGUCGACGAGCACGCUCCGGGCAUACCCAAGGUGUUGGUGGGAAAUCGCCUACAUCUGGCGUUCAAGCGGCAGGUGCCCGCCAAACAGGCCGAGACCUAUGCCAGUCGCAACAACAUGUCCUGCUUCGAGAUAUCACCGCUUUGCGACUUCAACAUACGCGAAUCCUUCUGCGAGCUGGCCCGCAUGGCGCUCCAUCGCAACGGCAUGGAGCACAUUUGGCGGAGCAAUAAGGUGCUCUCGCUGCAGGAGCUGUGCUGCCGGACGAUUGUGCGAAGGACAAGCGUGUACGCGAUCGAUUCGCUGCCCCUGCCGCCCUCGGUGAAGUCCACGCUCAAGUCAUACGCUUUGACCACGUCGCAGUGCUACAAUUCGCUGACGCAGAGCUCGAAGAGCAAGAACCGCUGCAAGACGCCGACGAGCAGCAGUCGGAACAGCUGUACGAUCGCGUGAUCGCUGCCUUGUAGGUCGCUGCUGCAGGCCCACGGCCCACGCGAGCUGCCUACAACAUCUGCCUACAACAGCCCCCCUUCCCCAUCCGACAUUAACUAUAAUUCAACUAUAAUUAUGUACUUUAGGCUAACACACACCACACCACACCACACACAUACACCCCACCACGCACGUGGACUCCUCUCCAUAACUCGAUUCACAUUAUUACUAUUAUUUUGUUUGUUUCCAUCGAGAUUGAUAUACUAUGUUUUUAAUUAUUGUCACCAGAAAACAGAACAAGGUUUACUUUUUACACAGUAAAAUUUAAAUUUUAGUUAAUUAUAAUGCUCCAUCUCACACACAUCUCGCAUCUCAGAUCCCAUACCCCAUAUCCCAUAUACCCUGUAUUUUCCGAUCCCUUGCAUUAUUCUAAUGUUGUUAAUAUUAUUAUGUUUGUAUAAUUAUAAUAUGUAAAGUGCUGACAACUCGAACAACACUACAGCCACCGCAACACCCACAUCAUCCGCAACCAAUCACCGAACCGAACCGAAAUGACACUGAAAGAUCAGAAAGAUCGCUUCGUUUGCCGGUUUAUCCAUUAUUGAAUCAUACUAUAUUUUUUUGCAUUUUUUUUUGUUCGGUUACUAUCGAUUUAAACUUAUUCUUAGAGAUGAAUGUAUUCGGGACCGAAUCCCGCGGGAGGACACACACUCACACGAAAGGCGAAUUGAUAAAGAUAAUUCAUAAUGAACCAAGAAACAAACACA
Drosophila miranda is the source of this 2016-nucleotide messenger RNA. RefSeq names its product ras-related protein Rab-40C (gene Rab40). Gene Ontology annotation, cellular component: synaptic vesicle; endosome; plasma membrane. The coding region runs from base 368 to 1270 and encodes 300 amino acids. The record is from RefSeq and is a predicted model, not a curated record. The transcript is spliced from 5 exons. Gene Ontology annotation, biological process: intracellular signal transduction; protein localization to plasma membrane. Gene Ontology annotation, molecular function: GTP binding; GTPase activity. NCBI's taxonomy places the organism in Eukaryota, Metazoa, Arthropoda, Insecta, Diptera, Drosophilidae.